This is a messenger RNA of Mobula hypostoma (lesser devil ray), 1842 nucleotides long. It is a transcript of the gene exosc6, whose product is annotated as exosome component 6. The record is from RefSeq and is a predicted model, not a curated record. The transcript is spliced from 2 exons. The coding region runs from base 84 to 908 and encodes 274 amino acids. Lineage: Eukaryota; Metazoa; Chordata; Chondrichthyes; Myliobatiformes; Myliobatidae. Gene Ontology annotation, cellular component: cytoplasmic exosome (RNase complex); nuclear exosome (RNase complex); nucleolus. Gene Ontology annotation, biological process: U4 snRNA 3'-end processing; poly(A)-dependent snoRNA 3'-end processing; nuclear mRNA surveillance.
GGAGGUCGCUCUUGUCGACAGCAUCGCCUCGUCGAACGCGGCCUUGCCGACAGCGCUGGGCAGGCUCCUCGACUCUGGGCCUCAUGCCGGUGGACACCAAGCGGGUGCGCGCCCCGGAGGAAUCACAGUCCCCGCUGCUGUUUGUGCGGGUGGAUGCGGGGUCGAAGCCGUGUCCGCUGGUACCACGGGCGGAUGGGCGAGCGGCGGCGGAGCCGAGGCCGGUGUUUGCGCGGGCCGGGCUGGUGAGCCAAGCCGACGGCUCGGUGUAUGCCGAGUGCGGCCGCAGCAAGGUGCUGUGCGCCGUGUACGGGCCCCGCAACGGUGAGCGCAAGGAGGAGCGGCGCCUUAGCGGAGCCACCCUGAGCUGCGAGUUCCGAUUUGCCCCAUUCUCCUGCAAGGAAAGAGCUUCUUGGAUUCAGAGCAACUUAGAAAAGGAGUACUCUUUGAUUCUGGAACAGAGUUUGCAGCCUGCCAUCUGCCUGCAUAAAUACCCCAGGUCUCAGAUUGAGGUGUACGUGGUGGUUCUGGAGAACGACGGCUCCACUCUGGCAGCCGCCCUGACCUGUGCCUCCAUGGCACUGGCAGAGGCAGGCAUUGAGAUGUACGACGUGGUCGUGGGCUGCUCCUUGAGACAGUGUGGUGCCAUCUCCCUGCUGGACCCGACCGUGGCCGAGGAGUUCAAUGCCGCCAGCUGCAGGGGUUUAGAUAACGGCAGCAUGACGGUGGCAUUGCUGCCCACUCUUAACCAGAUCUCCGGACUGGUGUCGAAGGGAGAGUGGGAGGGGCAGACAUCGGUGGAGGCAAUCAAGUGUUGUGUUGAAGGUUGCCAGAAACUCUACUCCGUGGUUCAGCAGUGUCUAACCAAAUCAGUUAAGAGGAAGAUCCCGCAAUUUGUCAAUAAGGCUUAGAUGAACUCUUGUUCAAGGACAUUCCAGUAAAUACUUUUCUUAAUGUGAAAGUUUAAGUUUUUUUUACCAGUAUUUUCUAAAUUUAAAUGAUUUGAAUUAUAAAAUAUACCUUGUUGAAAAUGAUUAACAGUAUUCUCACUCAAUUGAAAAUGACCCGAGUAGAACAGGAUCACUUUCGGACUGGAAACAAGCCUGUUUCCAUUGAGGAUAUUCAUCCAACAUGUCUUAGUAGCUAGCAGAUCCCAGGCAUUCAGCACUGUCUAAUUUCCCAUCUGAGAAAUCUGGCAGUGAAGAACAGAACUAUUUUAUCAUUUCUUCUGCAAGUAUUCUGCCCUUUUCAAUUAAUUGGAAUGCAAGCUAAGACUACAGUGGAAACUGCAGCUCAGCUAAAUGACGCCAUUGCUAGUUCUCUGAUGUGGAUUCGCUGCCCCAGCACAGUGCAGGAGACAGCAGACACUGGAGCAAAAACAAUCAACCUGCUGGAGGAAUUCAGCGAGCCAAGCCAUGGGGAGGUCAAUGUCUCAGGUCAGUCCUGGCCCGAAGUAGUGACUAUCCCUCUGCCUCUACAGAUGCUACCUGAAUUCCUCCUGCACUUUGUUUCAUAGUGAAGAUCAAUCCUUGUAUCGAGAGAGGGAAUGUCUGCUGACUGCUGACUAUGGGUAAACUCAACUGGAUCAGGCUCGAUGUUGUCAGAGAACAUAAGCAUGCAAAAGAGAAUAGUUCCAAAGUAAAAUUUGAUUCUAAGCCAUGCUAAGCAGCUGGAGUGAGUGCAAUUCCUUGCCCUGCUGUAUUAAGAAGGGCUUAAGUAGAGACAGGGCACAGAGGAACAGAAAAAUCAUCAUCCAAUCAUCCCAUUUGCCAGCUUUUGUGUCAAACUUUUUUAACAAAUAAAGGUGACAAAUCCUGAUGACAGUUGCAUCAUUGUACUACAUGU